Molecule: messenger RNA, 8975 nt
Organism: Mobula hypostoma (lesser devil ray)
Lineage: Eukaryota; Metazoa; Chordata; Chondrichthyes; Myliobatiformes; Myliobatidae
Product: myb/SANT-like DNA-binding domain-containing protein 2
Exons: 4
Coding region: 14-1663 (549 amino acids)
Source: RefSeq, a predicted model, not a curated record
UGGACGGUGGAGGAUGGCGGCGCCCAGGGCAGCGGACUCCCCGAGUCGGAGCUGGCCGAGCGCGGCGGCUGAUGCCCCACUGGAGAUAGUGGCCCCCACCUGGUCAGAGGUGGUGGGCGAUCCAGCCAGUGAACCCCCGACCCCUAGUUGGACCAGCGUAGUGGUUGAGAACCCCGCGCCCAGCCCUAGCCGGCCGCCCGCCUGCCGCGGUAUCUCCUGGACUCCGGCCGAAACCAACGCGCUGAUCGCGGUGUGGGGUGACGAGCGGCUGCAGGACGUGCUGGAGGGCAACCUGCGCAAUUCGCACAUCUUCGACAGGAUCUCGCAGGCCCUGCGCGAAAUGGGUUACGAGAGAAGCGCCAACCAGUGCAAGGAGCGUAUAAAGACUCUAAAGAGGUGCUAUAGUCGAGUGAAGGAACGAGGUCGGGGUAAGAGAACCUGUAACUAUACAUUUCAGCAGCUGGAGCAGGUCUUCGGACGUGUGCCUGUUGUGUGGGAGCAACACGCCUAUCAGCCUGUUCUUAUUGACAGCAGUGGACUGUACCAGGACGCAAAACCAGGCACUAUUAAUUUGGAAGAAAGCCGGGAGGUGCAGCCAACCGAGUUGGAAGAUUGGGGAAACCAAAAACAAGACUUGCUUAUCAAGCAGGAGCUGCUCAUGAAUCAGAAGCAGGAACUACAGUCCUACCAGAGACAGGAUCUCUCUGUAUACCAGGACGCAGAUGAGGAUGUGGAAGAAAUGAAUUUAGUAAAGAAGAAACCACCAGCACGGCGUGAAUCCACAGAAAACAUGCAGAAACCAGAGAUUCUGCAAGCCCUCAUGGCACUAUUGGACUCAGUCCACCCACGGUGGCAGGAUUUCCAAAGCUAUGACGAUCUCGGCAGUACGUACUUUGCAAAUAAACUUGGUAUCUUCGCUAUUGGUUAUAAUACGAGAUGGGUGGAGGACAUACGAUAUCAUUAUGCAGAAAUCAGCUCGCAGGUGCCGGUUGGAAAGAGACUGAAGGAAUAUUUAAAUCCAGAUAAACCAGAAGGCAAAGUGAUCGCUGUUAAGCGUCAAAAAAUGAACUGGAAGAAAGUCUAUUACAAGCUAUUUGAGAUCACAAAAAGUGAGGCACGUUGUCUUGAGCUACACUUUGCUUUUGAAUGGAUACCCAUUGCCCUUUCCCGUGCAGCCAGUGACAACACCGUACAAUAUUUGCUUCCGGGCGGGAUCCCGGAUACUAAUGGACUAUAUGUCAUUGGUUGUGAAGAGGCAGAGGACGAGAAUCUUUCCCCACGGCGAGAUUACGGCAUUCGAGUGCUGCCAAGGGUGUCGCUGCAGCGGGACUCGAGUGGCAGUACUGCAGGACCAUCGCUUUUGGAAAAUGAAGUUAAUGAUGCCAGUGAAAUGAAGUCAAAAAUUCAUUACUGUUAUCUAGGUGUGGCAGAGGAGCAAACCAUUCGCCAGUGCAUACUGCAACACUUUCAACCACCAGUCAAGAUGCUGGGCAUGGAGACAUGUUCAAUCAACAGCUUCCUCUCUGAAAACUGCCGAGCAGGAGCCAUCUCCAGAUCUAUUUACAUCAAAUUUAUAGAAGUAGAAAAAGAGUAUCUCUCUUCAGGCUGCGUGCAGGAGUGUUUGGAAAAAGCCAUGGGGUAUUCUUUACGGUUCACAAAGUAAAUUCCAACCAGAGCCAACAUAAUCAAUUGUGAUGUACAAAGAUUUCUGCCUGGUCACAUUUAGAACUGCAAUAAUGUCAGGGUUUUGAUUUUAAAGCUUCCCACAUUUACUGUACUUGAAGGGUUUCAAUACUAUUACGGCUGAGAGAGAAAAACAAGAAGUUGAGUCACUUUGCUCAAAACAAAUUGGAAUGGAAGUGCAAGACAGUAGCUGAAAUGCUAGACAUGUAGUUUGGAGUUGGUCUGCUCUGUGGAUUUAAAGUUCAACUCUUGAAAGUGAUUGUUGGAGCCCCAGUACUUUAACUACGCUGAAAAGUCUAAUGUCUUGGUUACAGUUAAGUUGAGUUGAGUUACAGGCUAACCAGUUUAGGUCAGGAAUGCAGAUCGUGAGAGCAUCUAAAUGUUACACUGAAGUGGUGGUAUGUUGAGAUGUUUGCCUUACUUGCAUUCUGUGGUUUUAGCAUUGCCCAGUAGUCAAACCCACCAGUCACUUUUGUGAUGACUUCACUGGGUUACAGGCCAUGCAACCAAUUUAAUUGGGUGCAAAUCCAAACACGGAGAAAGGGAAAGAUGGAAUUGAAAUGGGAUGUAUCUGCAUGCAUGCCUUUUCCACUGAACUUAGCAUUGAACUUGCGAAGAAGGAAUCUCUGGUUCCUUUUUCAUUGUUUAGAAGCUGCUCUGGAGUAGCCUCAGUCAGCCAAAGUGUUAAUUUAAUUUUCCUCCUUUUGAUAAAAUAUGACCCAAUUGUUAACAGAAACACAAUCCCAAGAACCUGAUUUUGUUAUGGUCGUGACCAAGCUCCAAACUGUCCAGCUGCAAUUUUCCUGGCACUUAAACUCACGUGCAUAGUGCCUGGAAAAUAUUGUGUGUUUGAUCUGGGCACACACUGAACAUUUUGGCUAGGUUGGGGUAAAUACAGUGGCAGCAGAUGGAAAAAAAAAUAUGAAAGUUUGGAUCUGUGGUAGAUUGCAAAUGUGCAUUUGAACUCUUCGUGAGUUGAAUCCUAGUUCAUAUACUUUAUGGUCUCAGUGUGUUGAUCUCAGAUUAUUUGCAUUGACCUGAUGAGAUUCUCCAGCAGUUUGUUUCUUGACAAUUUCUACCUGGAACUAUUUUAAAGUCAGUAGUCUACUCCACCCUUGACAGGUACUUGUAUGAUUUACCAACUUAACUAAUGAGUGCAAGCAGCACCCUUUAAAUGAGAUUCAGUGCAAAGAUUCCAUGAAUGAUUUCUACCUUCAAUAAUAGCUGAAUAUAACCCCAACUUAUUUGUUUGAGUUAGUACUCUCCCUAUACAGUCAGAAGGAAAAUGCCUUGUUAGCACCAGUCAGUUUCACCCCAAAGUGGUCUUCCACAGUCAGUUACAUCAAACAAUCCAGUCUUUGACCGAGUUUGUGGAUUUGCACAAGCUAUCAGGGUUUUGAGCAUUUCGAAUAUAUUUUUCCUACCAGUCAGUGCACAGGUCAGCUGAUGGAAGUUAGGACUUCAGUAUUGCAGUGUGCUAUGAAUUAAGGUAUAACUCUGUGACAUUUGUGUGAAAUGGGGGCACUUUAUUUCUCUAAAUAGGACUUGGUACAAAUUACAGGCUAAGUUUUUCCUAUGCAAAAUGGGUCCAAUGAAACCUUUGUUAGAGUUAAUAUUCCAAGUUUUUUGAAAUAAUGGCCAUUUCCACCUUUUCAUUGUUUUUCACCCUUUAAGUUGUAGUGUCCACAUCUGUUGAGUUACUAAUGAAACGUGAAUGACUUGAAACAUCUUUUGUGGUGAGCUUUUGACAUUGUGAGGAUAUUUUAAGACCUUGGAGACAAAGUGAGAGAAAAUGCUGCUGUUGCUUUUCAGUCCUUUUAAGCUAACUAUUUUAAUAAGAAUAAGCUAUGAAGCUAUGAAUAUAUUGAAGCUUAAUCCUAGUUUGUUAACUAGUGUCAUCUUACUUUGAAUAUGUUCUCCCUAAUCUGAAAAUGUUGGGAAUCUAAAACUUCACUGUAAAAUCCCCAAUGGCUGUUCAAUAGAUAAUGCUAGAGUGUCUUUUAAAAUUUCAGAUGUACAUUUGGUAUUGACAGCCCGUGCCAAACAAAGUGAAAAAAUGUAUGCUAUUUUUCAAAAAAAAAUCGUUAUGAAAGUUCUAUUUCUUUCUGGCAACUAGUGAAACAGACAUUGCAAAGCUUUAUUUCUGAGUCCAAUAAGAAAUGAAGCUUUUAAGUUGACAAUAGAUUUCACUGAGCAACAGACACAAGAAAUCCUGCAGAUGCUAGAAAGCCACAGAGCAACACACAGAAAAUGAAUGGAAAUGCAGAUUUCCAGCGUCUGAAGAAUCCCUUGUGUUUAAUUAUCACUGAGCGCUGGUUAUGCUUCUAUAGAUUCAAAGACACAGCUAAGUAGAUGAGAAAGUUCCCAGAUUUCUUCCGUUAUCUGUGACUUUACAAUGAUUAUGGAAGACAGCAGAGGCAUAGCUUUGAGCAUUGAAGUGAAUAAACUAUCAGGCGUCCUAUUUCUUGCUGUUGGGUAUCCUCCGAUCUUUGUUUGACAGGAUAUACCAUUGGAUCUGGUGUAAUAACUUGCUCAGACAAGGCCAGGAUAUUUCAAACUUGUUUCCUCCUCCCCUUUUGUGAGCUGCUACUUACUGUCUGGACCUGUACGCUAUCUGACAAGAUAAUAUAGAUGUUGUCCUGUCUUGAGUUGCAUUUCAUGAACUGAUUCCUUUGACAGGAGGCAGAAGAAUACAGCAGAAAGCUUUAUUUCAGCAAUUUAGUGUGAGAACAUUGAUGUUUUGGCAGGGCAGCAGAAUUUGUGUCUAUGAAUAAUUAUAAUCUGGAUUAUGGAAUGUAAAGUAGCAAGAGAUCAUUCCUGUGCUCCCAUACACUGUAAGGAGUCCAAAUUAUUAAUUUCAUUCCUCUAUGGCAGGGGUUCCCAAACUUUUUUUUUUGUCAUGGACCCCUACCAUUAACUGAAGGGUCCUUGGACUCCGGGUUGAGAACCCCUGCUGGAUGAUCUGUCGGCUAGUGCGACACAAAUGCAACAUGAAAUCUGUUCUUUAUUCUCAUUAAUCUGGCUUUAAUUUCCCGAUGUGAUGCUUUUUACAAGCAGUACCACAUUGUAGUAAAAUGGAACUGUUUUAAAAUACAAUAAAAGCUGUCAUUGGGGAUGGGUGGGCGGGGGGUGCUUCAAGUUUCAUGAGAGCACUUUUCUCUUAGUGUUUCUCUCCACUAAAAGAUGUGGUAUGUGUUAACGUCACAUAUCCUCAAACUCCUCCAGAACACCUAAUUGGAGCUGCUUUGAUUGAAAACUGAUUGGAAGUUCUCUGGUGAUAUUGCUGGUACUACUUGGGGUGCUACAUUUGAAGUAGCUCGUACAGUAAAAGAAAGGGGCAAGGCACUCAAAGUUGCAAAAUGUAAUUUCCAUAAACAGCAAUCAUUGCAACUCAGCCCAACUUCACUAUUUUACUCUUCUCUUUAUGAAAAGGUUACAUUAUUGUUUUCUGCGUCGACAUGUCACAAUGAUUACUUCCUAAACUUUUCAGUAAAUUAAUUUCUAAAUUGUAAUCUAAAGGUAAUCCGUUAGUGCCACACAAAGUAUUUUGGUAUUAAUCACAGUCUCAAGAUGAUUAGAUAAUUUUGCCUCAAAACAGAAUGAAGCAUUUUGAAGAAUUUGGGCUGUUGACUUUUCCCUCGAUACUCCCAAAAACAUUCAUCCAAUCCAAUUGGAACUAAUUGACUUUCACUCAGAAUAUAUAGUUUGGGGAAGUUGUUUUCCAGUAACAUUACAAGGCAGCCUCAUCUUUGUGGUUGUGUGGGCACCAUUAAGACUAUUCAAAGGGUAAAUCCUGGUCCCAACAAAAACAAAAUUGUAUUUUGAAUAUUGGAAAUUAAUAUUAAACUUGAGGUGCACUUUGAAAACUCUCCCUUGUCUGUGGUUUUGGGCACAGACAGUGUAGAUUGCUAUUUGUACCCUGAAGUAUUUGUGAAUUUAAAAAAAAACAACUUAGCAUUAUUUCAAUACCUAACAUGAAAUAAUGUCACCGGUCUUAUGGACACUUAGGUUAUUUAAUUUUUAAUUUUGUAUUGGUCAGUAUUUAAGAUUUGAAAUGAAUGUCACUUUCCCUGAACAUGAAUUUCCAUAUCUUCAAAUAUGCUAUUGUGAAGGAUCUAAUUAUGAUCAGAAUUUUGUUAUCGAAUUGAAACUGACAUAUAAUUACAAGUUGUACAGUUGAGAUCAAUGUUUGGACAUAGAUCUUGGAAACUAUGCAAAGUUUUAGAUUCAGACUGAUCUUUUAAUUACAGUAUGAUUCCCAACUUGUUAAUCAUGAAAGAAAUACACCUGUCGUUCAAUUAUGUGGAUCUGAAUUAAAAUGAGCUUUCUUUCUGAAACAGUUUAAUGAAAAGAUUUGAUACAGUUUUGCUCAAAGCAGCAUAUCUCUCUUCUAGUUACUUUCCGAGAGUCCUCUGCCAACUGUUACUUUGAGUAUGGUUCUGCAGAUAGAAGUAUCCUUCCAGUAGAUUGCAUAAUUUUGGCUUAUGAACCUAAACAUUGAAUGUUGACUGAUUAUGACGAGACAACAUGGCAAGUGUUUCCAAAAUCCCCACCAUUAAUGGCGUCCUUGCUCUCUCGUGGUGUCACUGUAUAAUGAUCAUGAACACCUGUCAUCUCGUUCCCCAGGCGUUGAAACCAAUUAUAUCUGCUUUUGCCCAGGAUAUUGGCCAAUAAAAUACAACUCAGGAAUUUUGUUGUCUAUAAAGUUUAGCAUUAUACUAGAUGAUGUCCUUACCUACAAGAUUAUUGGGGCAGCUUCCAAUUUAGACUUUCAAGAAGAUCCCUCCACUUUUCUUCCAUUGGAAACCAGUAAAUGUUUAAUUUUGCUCUCUUCAUCAGCUAUCCUGUAAACUUUUGACUCAACCUGUGACCCUAAGAAAGACAUUGACUGAGCGUACAUCUGCAUCCUAAUCUUGGAGUGCUGCUGAGAAGUUUCAUGUAUCUACAACUUGGGCAUCCAGGAAACAUUCCAACCCCACUAAAAAGUGCUGGACUGUUCUGUACGUAGUUUUGUAUCAGCCAGUGAUGCUAAAACUCCCAAAUCUGCAAUUACAGACUGCAUCUUUCUUUGUUCCGUCGGGUUGCCGGAGUGUACACUGUUUGGAAACUUGUCCAGGUGCAACGUUAAGGUUGUGUUGAGCAAACAUUGAAAUAUAUCCGUUUUAAGCCCUCCCUAAUUUACGUAGGAUUACAAUUCCCACAUAAUUGAAGACCAAAUGAAACAGUCAGCAAAACAAAACCCAAAUCACUGGAGAAAAUACCCAGAGCAAGCUACUGUUCUGAGCAUUGACUGACCAGGUAGGCUGAACUGUACCAUUCUUAGUAUAGACACUGUUGAGCAUAUAAAGAUGAAGAUAUGGCUAGAAGUAAAUUUAAACAAAAAGAAAUUGUAUUUUUACAUUUUUAUGUUCUGAUUUUUCCAAAGUUUUAUUUCAGAUUUUGUUUUUCUGUAAUUAAGCAGUGUAAAGCUUUAAUUUUAAACCGGGCAGCCAUUCCUCUUGUUUAGCUGACCAAUGAUGCACAUGAAUAGUAUGACGGCUGGAUCAGGGCAAAGUGUGAAGACAUUUCCUCAGCAGGCGGCUGAUCCGUCCAAGUAACCACAUUUUGUGGUGGUAUUAAAACCUAACUUUGAAUUUUUGAAAGUAAUCACAGAAUGGCAACAGAAACAUGAACAUGUUGUUUUCCAUUUUUUUUCUUAACUGAAAUAUUAUGUGGUAUUUAUCCCUGCUGUUAUCGAUUAUAUUGUAAUACUUUAUGAAAUGAUUUAUCCUUUAAGGAAAAAAUAUAGCAUCACUGCUGACUAGCAAAUGCUUGUGACUGAAAAGUAAGUAUGGAUGAGAAUGUUGGUUCCAAGUGAUCAAGACAAGGUCUUUUGAUUCACAAUAUAGUCCUCACUCACUGCCCCUACUAAAGAACUUUGGGGAUUUUCCAUUAUUUUCAAUGGAAACUCCUAACGACUCUGGGCUGUUUUGGUGAGAUAUGUCUUGUAUUCUCUUGAUGCAGCAUUAAGCUAUAAAUUAUUAGAUAUUAAAGAUCAUUAUGACUAUUAUUUGUGUGUGUGGAUACUUUGUCUACUGAAGCAAUAUCUUUCAGAUUUCAUGCUUGGAAAAAAGAAACACAAGGCUACAUUAGACUUAUUACAAUGUGCACUCAGAAUAUCUUUUACACAAUGUCACAGAGUUGAAUGGAAGUUCAUUGAAGAGCUGCCAAUGACCAAAUAGUGGACGCAGAGGUAGAGGAGAAGCCAUAACCAAUCCCAUGGCCAUGGGCGUCACGGUAGCAACGCGAUUAUAGCUUGGAGUAUUCAGAAGUUCAGUUCCAGCACCAUUCUUUAAGGCGUCUCUGUAAGUCCUCCACGUCAAAUGCAUUGAUUAAACAUAAGAUACAUCUACAAUAUUCAGGAAGCAAAAUUUUUGUUGUCCAGUGUUAUUGAAUCCAGUGCAUUGAAUUGAGAGCUGUGGAAGAUCAUCUCUCUAGUUUGCUCGAUUUUUGUCAUCCAAUUUCAAUGACCCAUGGUGGAAAUUAGGUCUGUGAGGUUUUGCAGUCUUCAUUUUAAUUACUUUUUCCUUUGUUUUUUUCAUUAAAUUGCAUGAAGUUGCAGUAUUUCCCUAUGUUUAUAUCAUGUUUCACCUGUCGUACUUUUCUCUUUUCCCAUUGAAGGUCAAGUUCUGCAGCUUGUUGACCACUUGUCAAUUGCAUGGAAGGCUAUUCAGUCUACUGAUUUAUGAUAGCUCUCACAACAUUCCCAUCAGUUCCAUUUCUCUGCCCCCCAUCUUAAUCAACUUCAUUCUGAUUCCCUUACCAUCCGCCUACACAGAGGGUAGUUAUCUAAUCAGGCAGCCAUGCACCUCUUUCAGUUUCGAAGGAAAUUGGAGCUCCCAAGUGGAGUUUCAUAGAAUGUGCAAAUUCCCACAGGCAACACUUAAAUUUUGCAUCACUUUGUGUGACUGUACUUGAAAAUCCUUUAAAUGGUCAGAGAUUUAAUCGUUUAUUUUUGUAACCUUGAUGAAUUUCACUUUUCAUUACAAAGGUUAUUAUUUCCAAUAGAGCUGCAACACUUUGAGAGCAUGAAAAUGGUGUUGUACCAAGAAGUUCCUGGAAUGUCUUCCAUUGAUCAAAAACAGCAGUUCUGGCUAAUUUGUGGUGGGGAAAAACCUGUGCCUUGUCUAAAGUCACUUAAUGUUAAACUUCAAAUACCUUCACCUAUCUUCCUGUCAAACUUGACACCAAAUUCAAUAAAGUCACAAUUGGGAAAGUGUUCAUUUGUCACUAAAUUGUUGGUCAAUCAUUGU